AGGACAAGGAAAGACUAGAGGGCGUCCUAAUAGGUGCCCUGGGUACACUACGACGAAUGAGUGGGACGCUUAUUAAAGAAGCCGCCUGCCGCGUAGGAGGCGUACAGCAAUCGAGCCUUUCCUGCAUCCACUUUCGCCACUCGGACUCGACUCUCGGCCCGCAUCCGAUCGACUCAUCUCCCUCUGAAUUCCGACGCUCAAUCCGGCGAAAUGGCGGGACAGUUGUGGUCGUCGCAGAGACAGAGACGUCGACAGAGCACCGGGGCGUUUACUCGGCGAAAUGCUGGAGGAGAUCACGUUUGGUUCCGCCGCUCACCGUAAUCUCCAUCGCAGCUCCAUCGUCAGCUGCCAUCUCUCUUGUCCGGAUGCCCAAUCGAUAUUUUCAAAUGGCCGUCUUUACUCCAGGCAGAACACGCACGCCGUGGAGGGCGUUCUGGUAUUCGGGUGGAGAGGCUGUUGAUCGGGUGCUCGGAAGACUCUCGCACAAUACUUUAAGCACGUCGUGGGUACAUGGACACGCUCGUAGUUUUCUCGGUGAAAGAGCGUGGCACUCGAGACAUAUAUAAGAACCCGCCUCUCCAGCUCUGGACUCCCCGUCCCAUAUUCAACUCACACCUCACCCACCACACAACAGCAAACAUUCACAAUGAUCUCCCGCCCCGAGCCCACCCUUCUCGAGCAGCUCGAAGCCGCCGGUGUUAAGGUCGACACCGACUCCAUGGACCCCGCUAUCGCCGCGAACCUCCCCUUUAAGGCCCACGACAUGACCUCCAACCAGCUGCUCGUCCAGGAGCAGCUCAUCAACCCUGACAACAAGGCCCUUGUCGAAAAGACUAUCAGAGAGCUCAAGGGCAAAAGCUGGUUUGACGUUCACACUGUCCUAACCGCGAGGUUUGCCAAGAGGGUCUUCCCCUACAUCCAAGGUCGUGUCCUUGCGCAGACCACUCCUAGCCAGGGCUUCAACAAGCAAGCCAUCAUCGACCACGCUCGCGCUUAUGACAGAGCUUACCAGGCCGAAGGUAUCUCCCGUGACCGAUUCUGCAUCAAGGUGCCCGCCACUACCGCCGGUGUCCAAGCCGCCAAGGUCCUUAACGAAGAAGGCAUCCGUACGCUUGGUACCUCUCUCUUCUCCCUCGCCCAGGCUAUUGCAUCCUCUCAAGCUGGCAUGCUCUCCAUCUCGCCUUACUACAACGAGACCCGUGCCCAUGUGCAGAAAGAGCUCUGGCCCGACGUCGCCGACCCUGCGACCCAGCACCCAAUGUCAUUCCGUAUGCGCCACAUCCGCGACACCUACGACCGCCUCGCGAAGGAGACUGGUAAAGUCCAGCCUCUGAUCAAAUCAGCUUCCUUCAUCACGGCAAGGGAAGCCAUGGCCAUGGUCGAACUCGGCGCCGACCACGCCACCAUCCUCUCGGGCUGCAUGGCUGACCUCCUCUCGACCAGCCGUCUCCCCGUCUACGCCAAAGGCGCGGAAUGGCAAGUUCGCCUUUCCGCCGACACCCCCAACACCCAGUGGGCUGACUGGACCCCGCCCGAGCCUGUCGCGAGCAAGGCAAGGAUGGCCGAGAUGGCCAAAGCGGACCCGUUGAGUGGAUUGAUGGAGAAGGACUGGAAGAUUGCUAGUACCGACGUUGACUAUUUGGCGGACGGUGUGCUGGACAAGCUCAAUGAGGAGGAUGAGGUGACCAAGACGAGGUUGAGGGAUGCGCUGGUGCUCUUCCAGGGUGGUGAGAAGGAGAGUCAGACUGAGAUUGAGAGGUUGCAGAAGAUUUAUGUUUAAGCCUGUUUACAGGAAUAGUGCUCUCUGUUUCUUUUUCUGAUAGCUUUGUUUGGUGCUUGUGUUUGUAUAUAGAAAUCGGAAUAUGCAAGAAGUAGC
Molecule: messenger RNA, 1876 nt
Organism: Cryptococcus amylolentus CBS 6039
Lineage: Eukaryota; Fungi; Basidiomycota; Tremellomycetes; Tremellales; Cryptococcaceae
Exons: 5
Coding region: 647-1780 (377 amino acids)
Biological process (GO): pentose-phosphate shunt, non-oxidative branch; carbohydrate metabolic process
Cellular component (GO): intracellular anatomical structure
Molecular function (GO): transaldolase activity
Source: RefSeq, a predicted model, not a curated record